AUGUGCUCUCUGGUCCCUUCCAAGUCCUCGGGCGCUCUGGCGGCGAGCGCUACCGCCGCUGGUGGCGCAAGCACUGGCUCGACUUCCACUGGCACUUCCACCUCGGGCAACAGUAGCAGCAUCGGCGAUGACAUCGUUGCGUACACAUGGUACGCUGGCUGGCACGGCACCGAGUUCCCCCCGGACAAGCUGAGCUGGAGCAAGUACACGGCGGUCACCUAUGCCUUUGCUACGACUACCAACGACGUCAACACUGUUUCAUUGGCGGAUUCUGAUGAGGAACUGCUUCCGACGUUUGUGGACCUCGCACACCAGAACAACGUCAAGGCGAUCCUUACCAUUGGCGGCUGGACCGGCUCGCAGUACUUCUCGUCAGCAGUCGCGACUGAAGCCAACAGGACCGCGUUCGUGAAGACGGUCCUCAACCUGGUCUCCAAGUACGACCUGGACGGUCUUGACUUUGACUGGGAGUACCCCAACAAGCAGGGCAUGGGCUGCAACCUGAUCUCCGACGACGACAGCCAGAACUUCCUUUCCUUCCUUCAGGCCCUUCGCGCGGACCCCGCAGGCCAGAACCUUACGCUCUCCGCUGCCACCGGCAUCACUCCCUACAACGGCCCUGACGGCACCCCCUUGUCCGACGUUUCCGCGUUCGCUGGUGUCCUGGACUACAUUGCGAUCAUGAACUACGACGUCUGGGGCUCCUGGUCCACCUCUGUUGGCCCCAACGCGCCGCUGAACGACACCUGUGCGUCCGCCGCCGACCAGCAGGGUUCCGCCGUCUCCGCCGUAGCUGCCUGGACCGCCGCCGGCUUCCCCGCGAACCAACUCGUGCUCGGGGUCGCGUCGUACGGGCACUCGUUCAAGGUCGACAGCACCGCCGCGCUCACCUCCGGCAACACCCUCGCUGCGUACCCCGCAUUCGACGCCGCGCAGCAGCCCCUCGGGGACUCCUGGGACGCGGUCGCCGCGCCCGGCCCCGACCAGUGCGGCGUCCAGUCCGCGGGCGGCCCCUCGGGCAUCUUCGACUUCUGGGGGCUUAUCGAGGGCGGGUUCCUGACGGCAAACGGGACCGUCGCGGACGGGAUCGACUACCGCUUCGACGCGUGCAGCCAGACGCCGUAUGUGUACAACCCGACGUCGGGCGUGAUGGUGUCGUAUGACGACGCGGAGUCGUUCGCGGCGAAGGGCAGGUUCAUCAACGAGGCAGGCCUGCGCGGGUUCGCGAUGUGGGAGGCUGCGGGCGACUCGAAUGAUAUCCUGCUCGACGCGAUCACGAAUGCGAUUGGCAUCGAGGAGGUCGACUGCUGA
Molecule: messenger RNA, 1311 nt
Organism: Trametes versicolor FP-101664 SS1
Lineage: Eukaryota; Fungi; Basidiomycota; Agaricomycetes; Polyporales; Polyporaceae
Product: glycoside hydrolase
Exons: 3
Coding region: 1-1311 (436 amino acids)
Biological process (GO): carbohydrate metabolic process; chitin catabolic process
Cellular component (GO): extracellular region
Molecular function (GO): chitin binding; chitinase activity
Source: RefSeq, a predicted model, not a curated record